AUGUAUGACGAGACUAUCAGUGUGAUACUCAAUGAUACAACCACACACAUCCUGGACUUCGUGGAGAAGUCUCCUGAGUUGUCGGUGUAUCCAACAAGAGUCUAUGUCAGUUCUAAUGAGUCAUUGACCCUCGAGUAUCCUGUGUUUGUGACGGCUGCACAGCAGAAAGGUGUAUCUUCGUGGGAGCUCCCUCUCAUAGUGUCCACUAGUCAUGCAACACUUCACUUUGACGAGAUGGCUCGGACUCUGUGCCCGCAUGAUUCAGGACCCAAUAUAACAUCACAAAGCCGUCCUACCGUGACUCUGUCAACGUCUAGUCCUAAGAACUUGUCAGUCAGCAUCGAGUUACGGCGGGUCCACGACUUCUACCUGGAAGUCAACAAGGAGGUCAACUUCAGCGUCACUCCGAGUACACCAAACUACUAUUACUUCUCAUUCGACCGGGAUCCUCUCAACCUGACACAUGGACAGCACUCGAUGCAUUUUCCCAGAUUCAACUAUACGAUACCAAAGAGCGUUUUACUGAUGAUAGAUUCUGAGGAUGAUGUGUGCGCCGUCGUCUCCAUACAGAAUAAUUCAUGUCCGGUGUUCGACAAUGAAGAGGACGUGCAGUAUCAGGGCUACCACUUUACUAUGACUACACGAGGAGGGAUCACAGUUACUCAAUCAAUGUUCCCUCGAGGUUUCUACGUGGUGUUCAUAGUUAAGGAGAGUGACGAGGAGUGUACGGGAGUAGCUGAUAACGUACACGCUGAUAAGAGACUCAAGACCUUCAGGUUGUUAGCGGUGCCUUCCGUGUCAUACUCUGACUAUGUCACGGGGGCUCUGUCUGCGCUGGCGCUGGUCAUCCUGGUAGCUCUGCUGGCGCCUGUCGCGACCGCCCUCUCGUGUCGAAACAAUGAAGUAUUAAUAAUAGAAGACCCGACGCCUUCCGGCUCCAGAACAGACACCAACGUCAGCGAGACCGCGCCGAUAUUUAGUAAAAGUGACGACUCUGACCUAGAGUCUGAGCCCGAGGCGGAGGUCGAGGCUUCUCUGCCGGUCCCUCUCACACUGGCCGGGCUGAGCCGAGCAAAGCCUGUAGCACAUGACAGGCGAUCUAACAGGUAUUUCUGGAGUGCGUUGACAGUAGCUGUUGUGUACGCGCUGCCGGUGGUCCAACUCCUCAUCACAUAUCAGCGGCUCAUCUUCCAGACCGGUGACCAGGACGUGUGUUACUACAACUUCCUCUGCGCCCAUCCUCUCGGUCCCUUCUCUGACUUCAACCACGUGUUCUCCAACCUGGGUUACUUGGUGCUGGGUGUAGUGUUCGCGCUCCAGGUGAGGUGCGGCGCGGGCGGGGCGCGGCGCGGGGGGAGGGAGGCGCUCGGUAUACCUCAACACCGCGGCCUGCUGUACUCAAUGGCGUUGGCGCUGUUCAUGGAGGGACUUCUGUCUGCUUGCUAUCAUUUGUGUCCAAAUAAGAUGAACUUCCAGUUCGACUCGUCCUUCAUGUACGUGAUAGCUGUUCUGUGUAUCGUGAAGCUGUACCAGUCGCGUCACCCGGACGUCAACGCGAGCGCGCACACCACCUUCAUGUUGAUAGCAUGCCUCAUGGCUAUAGGUCUGCUGGGCAUCAUGUACCCGAGCGUGUACUUGUGGUGUCUGUUCACGGUGAUGCACCUCGCCGCCUGCUUCUUCCUCACACUCAAUAUAUACUACGUCGGAAAGUUGAAGAUGGAUCGUUCAUUACCGCUCCAGGCGUGGUCUGGUCUAAGAACUCACGGUUGGUCUUCGUUCAGAGUGAAGUAUCCCGCGCGGGCGACUCUCAUAGCUGUGGCUAAUGUGGCCAACUGGGCGCUGGCGGGAUAUGGCUUGUAUGAGCACAACAAGGACUUCGCGCGUCACCUACUCGCCAUUUUGAUGGGGAACGCGAUCCUGUACACGCUGGGCUACGUGCUCAUGAAGCUGCUGCACCGGGAGAAGGUCCCUGCCGCCGCCUGGCUGUUUCUGGCCGCGGCGCACGUCACAUGGGCAGGCGCCGCUGUGCUAUUCCUAUCAUCGAGGACUAAGUGGUCGCAAACAGCAGCCCAGUCUCGUACCCACAACGCCGUGUGUUCGUCUCUCCAUGUAUUCGAUGAACAUGACCUCUGGCACCUCUCAUCAGCGGCCGCGGUGUUCUUCUCCUUCAACGCGCUCCUCGUGAUGGACACUCCACUCGACAACACUCCAAGACACCUCAUACCAAGCUUCUAG
Molecule: messenger RNA, 2235 nt
Organism: Danaus chrysippus (African queen)
Lineage: Eukaryota; Metazoa; Arthropoda; Insecta; Lepidoptera; Nymphalidae
Source: the annotation of a GenBank genome assembly